AAACUUUUUAGCUCACUGAGAGGUUUGGAAGCAGUUCCAGACAAAGGCGAGAGACGUCCUAACUCACCACCACCCGAAACCCAGAGCCAGCCGCCACCAUGUCGAGCAAGCGCGCCAAGGGGAAGACGACGAAGAAGCGCCCUCAGCGGGCCACCUCCAACGUCUUCGCCAUGUUCGACCAGUCCCAGAUCCAGGAGUUCAAGGAGGCCUUCAACAUGAUCGACCAGAACCGCGACGGCUUCAUUGACAAGGAGGACCUGCACGACAUGCUGGCCUCGCUGGGUAAAAACCCGUCGGACGAGUAUCUGGAAGGAAUGAUGAGCGAGGCACCCGGCCCCAUCAACUUCACCAUGUUCCUCACCAUGUUCGGCGAGCGGCUCAACGGCACGGACCCCGAGGACGUCAUCCGCAACGCCUUCGCCUGCUUCGACGAGGAGGGCUCCGGCGUGAUCCACGAGGACCACCUGCGGGAGCUGCUGACCACGAUGGGCGACCGCUUCACUGACGAGGAGGUGGACGAGCUGUUCCGCGAGGCGCCCAUCGACAAGAAGGGCAACUUCAACUACACUGAGUUCACCCGCAUCCUGAAGCAUGGCGCCAAGGACAAGGACGACAUCUAGGACUGCUUCCCUGCUUCCCCUUGGCCCUUACAGCACUGCUGCCCAGCUGGGACUCUUCUCUUUCCCCUGGCUACUCCGCCCAGAGCUUCUCCCAUUCUUCCUGGGACACACACUGCCUCCUAAGACUCCUUGCCCUUGGCCACGCUGGUGAAUUGGAACCUUUCUUCUGUGCAGCCUCUCAAACAGGACUCCUGUCUUUUCCAUCAGCCAGUAAAAAGGUCCCCCUCACUCAUCUGUGUACCUGUUCACCUUUCUGCUGCUGUAGUUUUCUCCCACUCCCCAAAACUCUGACAGAGACGUAGUUAUCAGACAGCUGUUGCUUGGCAGGCUGACCAACUCUUUUUAUAAUCGGUAGUUCCAGGCCAGUGAAGCUGGUCUAGUAAAAGCCUUCACUGGGCCACUUCAGCUCUUUCUCAAUGGCUCUUCAGCAGUCGAUCCUUUUUAGGUAGCGGCCAGGUGUCGUGGAAAGCCUGCUGGGAUCGUGGCCCCAAGGGUGCAGUUUGUUUUCCCCUGCUCUACCACAGUCCGCACACCUUCAUCCAAGAAAAGCAGAACAAAACCUCCGCCCGCAGAAACGCAUCUUCAGCUCCUCGUUUUAAACCGGUGUCGUGCUGUGCUUGCGACAGAAACACUGUGGAUGUCGGCAUCCUGUCAGUAAGGGGAGAGCCAGAGCCGGCCGCCAAAAACAGCACCGACGGCAUGAAAUUAGGUCAGAAAGGAAAGGGGUGAACCUGCACCCCCUCUCGGUCACCCUCCCCCCCAUGUUACCUUCUUGUAGAAGCAGGGGCUGUGCAGUUUCAUACUAGAUAUAUAUUAUAAAGUUAGAAAUAAAUAACAGUAGCAGCAGUAUAACAAGAAUAUGAAAUCCAAUACUAAGAUACCUACCUCCAACCUGAGGACCUAUAUACUCCACAUUAUUCCAAACCAAAGAUUGCACAGUGUCCAAGAGAACCAGCAAGCUGCCUCAUUUACUCCAGGUGUGGGAAUUGUACUCCCAAACCUCUCAUGCAGUUUUCUUCUUUCUUUUAUAACCUGUUAUGGAAGAAAUAAAAUCAUAACCCUAUCUAGUCAAGGUUCUUAAUUUUAUUUAACCCAAUUUUAAUCGAUCCAGACAGAGUUGCCAAUGAAUGCUGGAGACCUGAGGGAUUCUGAUUCAGGAUAAUUACCACGUGUAGAAUUAAGCCUUUAUUUUCUGUUCAGAGGUAGUAUUAAUGAAAACAUCUAAACUUUAAUAUAUAUAUAAGGAUGAAUAAUUCACUAAAUCCUUUCUAGUUUGUUGUGCUGAAUUCCAUAUUACAUUUGGUACAAAUAAAACUAGCUUGAAAACUCA
Messenger RNA from Lepisosteus oculatus (spotted gar), 1950 nucleotides. Its product is annotated as myosin regulatory light polypeptide 9. Gene Ontology annotation, biological process: platelet aggregation; myofibril assembly. The record is from RefSeq and is a predicted model, not a curated record. Lineage: Eukaryota; Metazoa; Chordata; Actinopteri; Semionotiformes; Lepisosteidae. Gene Ontology annotation, cellular component: myofibril; cytoplasm; stress fiber. Gene Ontology annotation, molecular function: calcium ion binding.